GAGAUGGAGGCGGGGACUUUGGUGAGGACGAGCUGCAGGAUCACUCUGUUGGUACCUCCGCGGGAGCCUCGGCGGGGGCUACCUCCAGCUCUGGUACAGACAAAGUGUACCAGCGUGGUUCUAGUCGUCUCCCCACCAAGCGGCCCUCUUGUGAAGCUGAGAAGCCGGUCAUUCGUCCAACAGCCAAGAUGGGCUGGGUACUUGUUGCACCCGGGUGUUUUACGAUGCAACCCAAGGCUGUGCUUGGGGUCCUCCUCAAGGACCACUUCCCUGGCAUGGUUCUUCUUGAAGGAAAGGAGGAGCCAGAGGUAGCCUGGACAUGGGCACACUACGUGGCCCAACCGGACUUUCAAGAUAGAGAGAAUGUGGUGUAUGCGAACAAAGCCUAGCGGGUGAAGGGUGAAUUUUGGCGGUUCUUCAAGCUGGCGCAAGGCUAUGAUGAUGCAACAAUUGAACGGCACUUCAAGGCAAGUGUGAAGAAGGCAUUGUCCGAGAUGUUCUAUCACGCGCGUGUCUAUGCCGUAAGGAAGUACUAUGCCGAAGUGAAGAAACAGAGAUAGGAGAAGGCACAAUGUAUCGUGAUGCAUCUCGAGCACGAACAGUACAUGCAGGUUCCUCUGCACUGGUGCAUCUCGCACUUAAAUGCCUGGAAGGCGCUGGUGGACUCGUGGUGCAGCCCGGAGUACGUGGAGACUCACGGGCUCCUUAGGGAGAGGAGGUUGGCGAACCCAAGUGGAAUGCACCAUCAAGGGAGCGUGAACCUGCAGGGCUACAUCAACAACUAUGCGAAGGCUCAUCCGGAUAAAGAACGCCUCACCAGUUUCAUGGCCGUUGACUGCGCCCUCAGGGGAAAGGCGAGCACCGUGUCGGAGUACAGUGCGAACGCCCCGCCCGACGCCUACGCCACCUCGGCUGACCAUGCCAAGGUCACAGGCUACGCGGAGCUUUUUGAGGAGGUGCACGGCCCCGGGGCUGAUCCUAGCCAGCACGACCUGGAUGUGGAAGUGGUCGUGAGGGCGGGAAGAGGCAUGAAGCACGGUAGGCUGGUCUUCAGGAACGGAACCAUUGAUCCGAGCACCAUUUCGAGCCUACCUCACCUGAAGGCUACUUCCACGAGCUCGAGUGCUAGUAUACGCAGUCGUCCAGGUGCACGGCAGUUCUCACAGCAGGAGGUGGAGAGUAUGGUGGCGGCUCAGGUGCAGGCUCAGAGGCAGGCUCAAGAUGCUCAGAUCCAGGCUCAGGUGGCGGCUCAGGCCCAGGCUCAGAUGCAGGCCGCACUGAGGGCUCAGUACGACCACCUAAGGCCGUACCUCGCCGCCACCUCUCAAGAGCCGCCUACAGCACCAUCGCCGUUCGACUUGCCGUUUGUCAAUCUCCAGAUUGAGCAUGCUCCACAGCCUUCUUCACAGACUUUGGUGAGUUCACUCGAAACAUUUCAAUCUCCAUUCAUGACUUUUCUUGCUUUCGUUGAGGGUUGGGGUCAAUGCGUAAUCAUCUGUGCAACAACAUCAAUCCGGCCGUGGCUCGAACGACCCUUCUUCACACGCAAACCUUGCUGGAGGCAACCCUCUUGGCCAGUCACCUGCUCCUAGGCACUAACUUGGAUUUCUACUGGUGCAAUGGGUGGUGGAUGUUGAAGGUGCCCGAGUCACCAUCUUGUAAUAUGUUGCUACCAUGUGAUGAACACUUGUAAUACUUUUGUUGUGAGAUAUGUGAUGUUUCCGGACU
Messenger RNA from Brachypodium distachyon (stiff brome), 1728 nucleotides. RefSeq lists its product as uncharacterized. Bases 582 to 1592 code for a protein of 336 amino acids. The record is from RefSeq and is a predicted model, not a curated record. Gene Ontology annotation, biological process: transposition. NCBI's taxonomy places the organism in Eukaryota, Viridiplantae, Streptophyta, Magnoliopsida, Poales, Poaceae. The transcript has 8 exons.